AUGAUAGACGGGAGAUUAGGGCGUGCAACAUCCCGUCUUUUAACGAACGAACAAAAUAUUUUAAAGGAAAAAGAGCUUGCCAAGAAGCUUGGCAAAAUUCCACCUGAAGAAAGUGUGAAAAUUCCUCAAAUUGGCGAAUGGAGUCUUUCACUUAGCAAAACUGCUACAACUUCAACAAAACAAUUACCAUCUCCACUAUAA
This is a messenger RNA of Trichomonas vaginalis G3, 201 nucleotides long. RefSeq names its product dynein light chain binding. Lineage: Eukaryota; Parabasalia; Trichomonadida; Trichomonadidae. The record is from RefSeq and is a predicted model, not a curated record. The coding region runs from base 1 to 201 and encodes 66 amino acids. The transcript has a single exon.